GUCAGGGUCCUGAAAUCUAUCGUGCUCAGUGACCAGCAUAUAAUACACUACGCUCAAGAAUCCUUCUUCAUUCUCUCCUACUUCUUCACCGAAUCUGGAGUUCUAAAAGGCCCGUCUGCCGCUUUUGUACCAACAUCCAUCUAGAGAGGCUCAGAAUUGGAUUUGAGUUCUCAAGAUCACACUGUGCUUCUAAACUUUAUUUCAUAUCUUUGCUGCUCGUUCACUUCGCUUUCUGUCGUUCACCGCUGGACUCCUCUUUUUCCCUACGUACAAAAUGAACAACAAUAUGGAAAAUACUACUUCACCUACGGAUAAUACCUCCUCCCCUUCUGACGAGCGAAAGCAGAGCCCUCCUGCUUUCCUGGAUCUAGCCGACUCCGCUGCGAGGCUGGGGAGUAAUAUGUCGGAUAUCUCUGCACGCGUCGAGCUCAAACGCCUUGAACACGAACGGCAACGCCUCCUUCAGCGUAAAAUGUUUGAAGACCAGAUGCGUGCUCUUGAGCAACAACAGGCUCAAGAACUCCUCAGCAUACCUUUCGACCCCUCUUCACCCGGUAGUGCUACCGGUGUUCAACACCUGGCAGUGUCGGCUCCUACCACUCCUCCCCGUUUGAACAUUCCCCUUCAAGGACCUCACUUGGCUGCCAAACAUGGCCACAACCAGUUUGUUGACGUUGACACUCUUUCCAAAGCCGUAGGUUCUGUAGACAAACGCAAGUCUGUUGCCUACGCUCCUUCCGUCAAUCUUUCUCCGGACUUGGCUUCCGGUCAUCCCAUCAACAAUUCGGCGUUCUCUCGUUCGGCUGCCAAAAGUAUGCCUGCAAGCCGUCGUACAUCCGCCAGUAGUAAUGAUGAGGAACUCGCUGGUCAUCUGCAAGGUUUGGCACUCGGAGAAGGCCAUCGGUCCCGGGGCGCCUCUCCAGCACCGAUUUCUGUCACGGCUUCAAUAUUGAAUAAACGUCAUCCCGAUGAUGAAGGAGCUCGUUACGCUAGCACUUACAAUGCUGGCAUGAUGUUGGAUGAGCAGCUGGAUCAGGAGAUGCAUAAUGCCAUGCGGCAUCUCCCGACCUCUGACGAAGAUAAGUAUUCAAACUCGUACGGGAAUAAGGUUUCCACCUCUUCGGCUGCCCUAGACCUGGCCCACCUCAGUCAGAAAUCUCCUCGUGGUUCCUUUGCUGGUAGUCCUCUCGAAGCGCGCGACAAGUCUUCUGAGUGGCAAUUCAAUCGCGGACCUGAUAACUUGGCUCCCAGGUCAGAGAGACGGAGCGUGACGAACCCGAGUUUGAAUCUGUCUAAUGACCUUCACGGCAAUAAACUGGGUGGCACCGUUUCGGCAUCCUCUACCCCUCUUGUUGCUCAACAUCCUCAGGGCCACCCGCAUAUUCCAACCCCAUCAUCUAGACGCGGUUCUCCACCGAAUCUUCUUGAGGGACUCAAUGCUACCACGCGGUCCGUUCCUGCGACUCCUCUCGGCAUUUCAGCCAAUCCAUCGCAUCUUCUGAGAACACCCGGCACUCCGCUCACGGAAACGCAAAUUCUCAAUGGUCGUUUGUCGGCCACCCACGGUCUGGGUGAUAGCCCAGUGAAUCCUACGGAUUUACAAGCUUCUCUCUCUCGCGUAGUUGCUAAUCGAUAUGAGAAUGGUUCUCUCGGUUACACCGGUGGAUUAGAUGAUGCACAAUACAACCUCGAUGCUGGCUACGGACUUAGUAGCCCGCACGAGAAUGGUCGCUUCAAUUCGUAUGGCUUCGAGAGCAAUGGUCGGGGCAAUCCAGCGUCUGGUACCACUAGCGGUUCAACAGCUCUUUACCAUCAUAACGGUUCCCGUUAUGGACUUGGUCUGCCCGGGCGUUCACCCUCCGGCGUUGACAGCAAGAUGAAUGGCUUGCACGGACCAAAGCAUAAACGAGGUGAUAUGGAUCUCAAUCGCUUCGCUGGGACACGUCUAGAGGACCUCCAGGGUGAAAUUCCUGCAUUGUGUAAGGACCAACAUGGAUGCCGCUACCUUCAAAAGAAAUUAGAAGAAGGUGCACCCGAGCACCGAGAUAUGAUUUUCCGUGAAACAUUUGGUCAUUUUGCGGACCUCAUGACCGAUCCUUUCGGCAACUACUUGUGCCAAAAACUCCUGGAGUAUUCAACGGAUGAUCAACGGAACGUUAUCUGCGAGUCUGUAGCGCAAGAUCUGGUCAACAUUUCACUCAACAUGCAUGGAACUCGUGCUGUGCAGAAAAUGAUCGACUUCUUGUCCACUCGAAGACAGGCUGAUGUUAGAUACAAUGCUCAGAUUCAUUCUAUCAUUGUCGCUCUAAGCCUACAUGUGGUGGUGCUCAUCAAGGACCUCAACGGGAACCAUGUCAUCCAAAAAUGUUUAAACAAGUUGACGCCCGAAGAUAACCAGUUCAUUUAUAACGCCGUUGCCGCAAACUGCGUCGAGGUUGCGACCCACCGUCAUGGAUGCUGUGUCCUCCAACGCUGCAUUGAUCAUGCUUCUGACCAUCAGAGAAUUCAGCUGGUCAACGAGAUCACGUUCAAUGCACUCACGUUGGUUCAAGACCCAUAUGGUAACUACGUCGUCCAAUAUAUUCUCGAUCUUAACGAUAAUCGGUUCAGCGACGCCGUGAUCCGUCAAUUCACCGGCAACGUCUGUGCUCUCUCGGUUCAAAAAUUUAGUUCAAACGUCAUCGAAAAGUGCAUCCGUGUUGCUGAGCAUAACACUCGCAAGAUACUGAUUGAGGAGCUACUCAACCGCACCCGCCUCGAGAAACUUCUCCGCGACUCGUACGGGAACUACUGUGUUCAGACUGCCUUGGAUUACGCUGAACCCUCUCAACGUGCCAUGCUCGUCGAAGGGAUCCGCCCUGUCCUUCCUCUGAUUCGCAACACGCCUUAUGGCAAGCGAAUCCAGAAUAAGCUUCAACGAGAGCAUCUUGACCAGUUUGGUGGAUACAACAACCAACAACAGGCGUUGGUCAAUAUGUCUUUGGGCAACCAAGGUCUGAGCUCCGGACGUCAUUUGCAAGGAAACUCGGUUGCAGACGUGUAUAGUGGUCAGAGUAGCUUGUACUCUCUUCAAAAUGCCGGCACCUAUGGAACCCCUUUGUCGCAACUCCACAGCUUACAACCCCAGUCCAUUGAUAACUACGUCCUUCAAGGAAGCUCUAGCCACAGUCAGAACGGAUUUACUGGAAAUGCACCUUUCGGGGGUGUCAACCACUUUAGUGGUGCUGCUCUUCACAACGCCCUUGGGGAUCCUUACCAGAGGUCGGCCUUUGGCUACGGCAUGUGAUUGAGCUGGUUCACGAAAGCAGUUGAUCCUUCCUCUCUCUCUCUUUCUCUCUCUCUUUAAACCCGAUACCAAGCAUAAAUGCAAUAACCUCGAUCUACAUUACUCGAAGCCUUUCCAAUUCUUCUUUUUUUGACUUGCUGUUCCCACUGUCUUCCCACUGCCUGAACCCUUUACCCCCCCUUUUGCUUCCUUUUCAAAUCCAUCUUGGGCGACUUCUUGUCAAACACACCUAUAUCAUCUAUCAUACCAACCCGCAACUGUAUUUUGCCCCGCACCUGCAUAUUUUCAUUCUGUUUCGUAUUCUUGCGCUUUCCUUGUUUGAACAUUCUCUUAUAUUUUGGCCACUACCACCUCAUGUGUACAGGUUCCCCCUCACUCAUACUAUCGGUUGUCUGUCUAAUAGUUCCAUUUGCAGUACUAUUGCCUGUCAUUUGUAGUUAUUGCUCCCCCUCCAGCUGUAUAAAGUCGUUACUUAUAUUUAGAAACCUUGUCAAUCGGAUGCUUUCUUAUGUUUAGACUUUUCAUCUUUAUCGCGCUACACCUACAGGACCGCAGAUACUUACAAUCCUCAGCAAUAGUAUUAGUGAGGCUAUCUUUCCGC
This is a messenger RNA of Marasmius oreades (fairy-ring Marasmius), 3887 nucleotides long. RefSeq lists its product as uncharacterized. The record is from RefSeq and is a predicted model, not a curated record. The transcript has 14 exons. Gene Ontology annotation, biological process: post-transcriptional regulation of gene expression. Gene Ontology annotation, cellular component: cytoplasm. Lineage: Eukaryota; Fungi; Basidiomycota; Agaricomycetes; Agaricales; Marasmiaceae. Gene Ontology annotation, molecular function: mRNA binding. The coding region runs from base 275 to 3286 and encodes 1003 amino acids.